Fraxinus pennsylvanica is the source of this 1017-nucleotide messenger RNA. The record is from the annotation of a GenBank genome assembly. Lineage: Eukaryota; Viridiplantae; Streptophyta; Magnoliopsida; Lamiales; Oleaceae.
AUGGGAAAGUCAACUAACUGCCAUGUGAAGUUGGAGCUAAAGAAAGGGCCAUGGACUCGAGAGGAAGACAAAAAGCUACUCGCUUAUAUAGAAGAACACGGGCAUGGAAGAUGGCGUUCCUUGCCGGCAAAAGCUGGGCUUCAAAGAUGUGGAAAGAGCUGCAGAUUGAGAUGGAAAAAUUAUUUGAAACCUGGUAUUAAGAGAGGAAAGUUCAGCUUGCAAGAAGAAAAUACCAUUAUUCAACUCCACGCUCUUUUAGGGAACAGUCUAAUUAGAUGGUCUGCCAUAGCUACUUAUUUGCCAAAGAGGACGGACAAUGAAAUAAAAAAUUACUGGAACACACGUUUGAGGAAGAGAUUAACCAGGAUGGGCAUUGAUCCAGUGACUCAUAAGCCCAAGAACUUCGCCGGUGGCCAAUCCAAGGAUGCCGCCAACCUCAGCCACAUGACUCAAUGGGAGAGUGCUCGACUAGAAGCCGAAGCUAGGCUCGUCCGCCAGUCAAACGUCCGACACCACCACAACUCCGCUUUUCCACCACCAGUAGCAAUGCCAGCUCCGCGUCCCCUGUCACCGUGUUUGGAUGUAUUGAAAGUGUGGGAAGGAACAGUAAACUCUUUCCUUUUCACCUCAGCAGCAGGAAGCCUUGUGUCACCAACAUCAACCUUAAACUUCUCAAGGAACUUCUUUUCAAACCCUACUACAGGAUUCAUUAAUGGAAAUUCAUCAGUAACAAACAUGAAUUCCAUUUGGAAAUCAGGUGCAGGUGGAGUUGGAACACCAAACAAUUAUCUUGAUCAAGUAAUGGAGAAUUCCACGAGGCUCCAUGAUGAGAAUAUUGCAUAUCCUAUGGAUUCUAAAUAUAUUGCAGGCUCCAUGGAUGGCCUUCUGCCUAUUUCUUAUGGUUACAACAUGACAAGUUCAUUCGGAGAUUUCGAAGAAAACAAGGAUUACUUGAAUGACUUGCUAAAUUUGGUGAAUUUGUCGACCGGAUCAACAAAUUUAUGGACUUUUUCCUGA